UGGAUGGCCAGGAUGUAUAUCUCCUGCUCAGCCAAGCUGUACUUGCGGCUGUCUGGCUGCUGACUCAGCUCGUACAAAGAGGGGACAGUAUAAUGAUGGGGGUCCCACUCCUGUACAGUAUACAGCAGCUAUGCACGGUUGUAUAGAGCACAUAGGGCUGCAUUUGUCAUUCUGUGCGCCCCUCGCACCGAAUGAUAGAUGCCUCACACUGCCCAAGCCAGCAAGACGCAGGCUUAUAAACCAGUUCCUAGUUGACGCAGCCUUUGUGCCAAACUGUGCAACUUUUAAAAAUGUUUUCAAAACUCGCACAUAAUACAUCCUAGUGUAAAUAAUAUGCCAGGAUGAAAACACCUCCUUCUUGCACGGUAGACAUUUUCACCACUAAAAAUUACAUUCAUUCAUGUGGCGCACUAAGAGCACCACCCCAGAGAGGGGUUUAUGCUCCAAGAGGAGCUUAAUACAUGAACCCCUUGGAGUGUGCUAAUACAUUGAUGGCACAUUUCUUCAGUUAAAAGUAAUGAAGGCAUUUAUUUAUUCCAUAUGCUAAAGGUUCUUAUGGUACUAAGUGCCUUAUAAGUAGGUCAAAUAAGAAAGCAGUUGUCUGAGCCUUGCUAAGUCCUCUGGAAUAACACAUCUCAGUUGGAAAGCAGCUUAUAAAAGCUGACUGAGCUGCUUCACAUCACACCAACAUGUGCUCCUCUGAAGAACUUGAAUAUCCGCAAAAAAUUCUUGACUAUACAUAUGGAUUUUUAGUCUCAAAGACCAUGUUUACAGCAUGUGAACUGGGAGUUUUUGAUUUACUACAUGAAGCACAGGAGCCAAUUCCUGCUGCAACAAUCGCUUCUCGCUUGGGCACCAGUGUGGAUGGGAUGGAGCGGAUGCUUGAUGCCUGUGUUGGACUGAAACUUUUAAAAUUUGACUUGAAAAAUAAUGAAGGUUAUUAUUCCAAUACUGAUGUUUCGACUAUGUACUUGGUCAAGUCCAGCCCUAGGACACUCUAUCACAUGAUGAUGUACUAUUCCAAUACCAUAUAUAUGUGCUGGCACUUCAUACCACAAGCUGUAAGAGAAGGAAAAAGUCAGUAUGAAAGGGCUUUUGGGAUAUCUUCAAAAGAAGUGUUUGAAGCGGUUUACAGAUCAGAAGAGGAAAUGUUAACUUUCAUGCAUCAUAUGGACUCAAUAUGGAAUAUCUGCGGAAAAGAUGUUAUCCACGCUUUCGACCUCUCUGUGUUCCACACAGUCUAUGAUCUUGGAGGAUGUUCAGGGGGUCUUGCAAAACAAUUUGUAUCUACAUAUAAAGAUUCAACAGUCACCAUUAUGGACCUGCCAAAGGUUGUGCAAACAGCUAAGAAACAUUUUGUAACCGAUAAAGAGCAGCAGAUACAUUUCUUUGAAGGUGACUUCUUUAAUGACCCUAUUCCGGAGGCAGACCUAUUUAUUUUGGCCAGGAUUAUUCAUGACUGGACAGAAGAAAAAUGCAUCGCACUGCUAAGAAAGAUUUACCAGUCUUGUAGAUCUGGAGGUGGAGUGCUGAUUGUUGAAGCCCUUUUAAAUGAAGACAAAAGUGGCCCAGUAAUUUCCCAGCUGUUCUCACUGAACAUGUUGGUCCAGACAGAAGGCAAGGAACGGACGCCAUCUGAAUAUACGAAGCUCCUUACAGACUCUGGCUUCAGGGACAUUGAAGUCAAAGCAACUGGAAAGAUAUAUGAUGCAAUACUGGGAAGGAAGUAGGGAUAAAUGUAAUUUUCUUAUGGAACUGACUGCAAUUUAUUACAAAUGAGUGGUUUAUUGUGUUAAUUCUCUAUGAAUAUUAGUAGUACAUUUUAUCCUUUCAUGCAUUUUUUUGUACUGAAACAUAAAUUUAAAUAUUGUAACGUGUCUGUCUGGUAAUAAAACAAAUGGAUAGAAUCCUUCAGAUGUUUCAAAGAAAAUAUCCAGUAGAUGUCACCAGUGUUUAAAUUUUUAGAUUUUAUGUAGCUGUUUUGUGUGAUAGAUAGACAGACAUGAAGUACAUUCUAGGUUUGCAAUAAUGUGUAAUGCUGUAGAAACAAUUUGUAAGCACAUGUAAGAUAAAAUUGUGUUGGUACUGUCCCUUCCUAUUAAUUUACAUCCUGAAAGAAUUGGUUCUAAGUGUCGUCUCAUGACAUACAACCUCUUUCAUAUUGGUGUUCUAAUGGUUAUCUGAUUUUAGGGCAGGUUAGGGCUGAACAGCUAUAUUCAAUCUUACAGGGGUACUCUGCCCCAAAGGAGAGAGGAUAAGAUGUCUGAUCG
Messenger RNA from Hyla sarda, 2270 nucleotides. Its product is annotated as acetylserotonin O-methyltransferase-like. Bases 690 to 1730 code for a protein of 346 amino acids. Lineage: Eukaryota; Metazoa; Chordata; Amphibia; Anura; Hylidae. Gene Ontology annotation, biological process: methylation; melatonin biosynthetic process. Gene Ontology annotation, molecular function: acetylserotonin O-methyltransferase activity. The record is from RefSeq and is a predicted model, not a curated record. The transcript is spliced from 8 exons.